UAUUCUCAAUCAGCUGAUGCUGUCAUAUGACCACUCCGGCAUGGCCACCAUAGAUUAAUAAUUCGGAAGCAAAACCUAAGAGCAGAACUGGCGAGAAACAGGCAAGCGGAGCAGUUUAAUGAGGUUUUGACACUCGGAAGCGCACUGGAGGGAACUAUGUAGUAUGUUGGUCGUUGGUUCCACCUCUGUGCUCUGUAGUCAAGGGGUCGCACCCUCCGCAGCAUCCAGUGACCGGGGGUGGUGAGGUCUGAGUCAUGCAUCCAUUCGGUCGCGAGGAAGAGAGCUCUCUGCAGCAGCUCUUCGGUUUCUUCACACAAUGCGCGCGGCGCGGGGAGUGGGAGUUGGCUCGCGCCUGUGUGCCUCAGCUGAGGGAGGCCGCGGGCGGGACCUCAGAGCGUCUACAAGACAUACUGAGGGCCCUGGUCACCUGUCCAUACCCGCUCAGGUGGGAAACAGUGGGCAGCCCUCACAGACUGGCCUGGUUCUGGCUGCAGGUCUUGGAAAGAUGGUCUGAGGAGCAGGUUGCUGUAUCGGUCCGCAGAGAGCUGGAGUUCCUGCUGGUUCUGGAGGAGCUUGGUGAUGAGGUCCCAGAAACAGUGCUCCAGGAGCUGCACCGGGCUUUCCUGGACUCCGAAUCGGAGGGGAGGGGGUCGCCGGGGGCAACGGCGGGGCUCAGCGCCGCGGCGGAGUCCUGUCUCCGGGCCACGCUGGAGGCGGGGCGGCCGCGACUCGCCCAGGCCCUCGCCGGCUUCCUGCAGGGCCGCGGGGGCGCCGCCGGCGACCCGGAGAGGGGCCCCGCCCUGCAGGGCGCCCUCACCGAAUUCCUGCUGGAGCGGGUGGCCCGGCUGGGGCCGGGGCCGGAGCACGACGAGGGGGCGGAGCAGCUGUGCUGCGCGCUGGCCGUGACGCCCUGGGACCCCGAGCGCACGGGGGGGUGGAGCCUGGCCCUGUGCGAGGCCCUGUGGAGCGCUGGGGGGCGUGGCCUGCGGGAGGAGAGGGUGCUGAGCUCCUUGCUCCGCCCCGGGGACCACGCCCUCCUCGGCCUCUACUGCUCCACUGCCCUGCGGCUACAGAGGGACCAGCUGCUGAGGGACACCUCCUCCACACAGGUGGACAUACCUGAGGCCGAGAGGCUGAUGCUGGGGCUGUGUUGUCAUGGUGACCGCGAAUCAGCGUGGAAAGCCAUCUAUUUUGAAAGUCUGAGCAGUGGCAAGCACUUCUUGGAGCUGGUUCUGGUGACGGCUCUGGACCUGGUGAGGAAAGAGGAGUUUGGCAGGUUGGAGUGUCUGCUGAGGGGGGAGUUUCGCCCCCUGUCCCGCCUCCUGCUGCUGCUGGGCUGGACUCAGUGUCAGAGCAUGAGCUCGGCCCAAACACUGCUGCACACCCUGCACCACAGCCAGGCUCUGGCCAAUGACGCAGUCCUGAAGGAGUUUGCUGAUGGCGUGUCUUCCCAGCUUGGAGUGCUGGAGUGGUGUGCCAAGAACAACCCGGGGAUCCUGAAUGAGGCCCUGUUGGGGCAGCUGCACACUCUGGACAGUCACUCUGCUCUCUACAUCCUGCACUGCCUCACCCCCCUGGCUCAGCUGGACGAGCAGCAGGUCCUGGGCCUGCUGCAGGGGCUGCCCCACCCCCCCGGAUCCGGGGAUCCUGACCUUGUGGACGAGCCCAACCUGUCCGUUGGGAGGAACGUGGUCCUCUUCCAGGGGCUUUGUGCCAUGAAGUACGCCCUGUACGCCCUGUGCGUCAACGCCCACAAGUACUCGGGCUGCAGGGACUGCGGGCUCGCCGAAGAGCCCCACCAGGCCGAGGCCGGGGUGCCGAGAGACUCUGACUCCACCCUCUCACAGGAGUGCCCCCCGCUGUUCCAGCAGUACCUGUCCGAGUGCCAGCUCUACCUGGAGGCGGUGCCUGCCGUGUUCCGGCUGGAGCUCCUGGAGAACAUCUUCUCCUUGCUCUUCCUGUCGAGCGCCGACUUCCUCCAUCAGGGGGGCGAGGGCUCGCCCCCGCAGGGGCGCGUGGAACAGAGCGACGUCACCGCGAACGGAGAGGGGGAGGAGCCGGACGGAGGGCGAACGCGGCCGCAGCAGCAGCCCGGCUCUCGAACCCGGAGCCACCUGGACCUGGCCCACUUCCUGCGGGGCUGCAGGGGCUUCCUGGUGGACGCGGCGGCCAUGGAGGGCCUGCUGAGGCUGCUGCGGGAGAGCCUGGAGGGCGUGUGCGUGGUGGGCCGGCGGGCGGGGCAGGAGGGGGGCAGCGCCCUGCCCGGGGAGGCCGAGGUGGCGGAGGGCCUGGGCUGCUCGGUGACGGCGGAGGCGUUCGCCGCCCGGCUGCAGCGGCUGUCCAACCGCACCGCCGAGGCGCAGUGGAGGCUGCAGAUCAUCGCCAGUAACCAUGGCAGCGGCCGCGAUUUGAAGCCCCAGCCCUCCCCAGCGCCCAGUCCCACCCUGUCCCUGAGGCGCAGCGGCAGCGCCGGGGCCAGGAGGAGGAGGAGGAGGGCGCCGAAACACCGGCUGGAGCGCCGCGUCUCCGCGGAGAAGCAGAACGGGGAGGUCAGCACCAGCACCUCAGAUGGAGGGGGCGGAGCCGGGGGCGGGCAGGCGGAGCGGGAGGCGUGUCCCUGCGGCGGUCCCCACAGCUGGUUGGUCCCCGCCAUGCUGUCCCCGCCGGAGUCCCUCCUCAUGUCCUGCAUCCGCCGGGGGAACUUUGUGGAGGCGCACCAGGUGUCUCUGAUGUUCGGGCUGGAGGGCUCGGCGUGCUGCGGGGAGCUGGUGUUCAUGGAGCGGUACCGGGAGGUCCUGCUGGAGCUGGCCGCCGUGGAGCACAAGAUCGAGAGCCAGUCGUCCGCGGAAGCGACGGUGGGCGCGACGGGACCCGGGCGGGGCCGGCUCAGCAGCAACGGCCGCGCCUCCACCCUGCAGGCCAUCGAGAGCGCCGCCGCCGCGGGCAUGGCCUUCUACUCCAUUUCGGACGUGGCCGACCGGCUGCUCAGCACCCCGGGGCACCCCGUGCCCUCGCUGGAGGAGGGGUACUGGCUGAGCCAGGGCUUCCAGGACCCCGCGAGCUCCCUGCGGCCCCUGCUGGAGGAGAUGAGCCCCCCCGGCAUGGCGACCUUUGACCUGGCGUGCUGUCACUGCCAGCUGUGGAAGACGUCCCGCCAGCUGCUGGAGACCGCCGAGCGCCGCCUCCUCAGCUCCUGGGAGGGGCGAGGGCUGAGAAUGGACUCCAAGGUUCGUCACUGCGAGGGAAUCAGGGGGUUCCCUGCUGUGCUGCAGGGGAUCAGCAAGAUCCUCAAUCACACGAGCAGUGGCAAGGGAUCGGCCAAGUCGGAGGCUGUGAGUGAGGAGCAGGCUGGCUCGAGCCCGUUUGGCUGCAGUGUGCAGGAGGUGCUGCUUUGCUGCCACGCCGCGCUGACCGAGGAGGGCAUCAGCGCCCGCCUGAGCCUGGCGCAGCGCCUGGAGCUCACGCUGCACACGCUGGGCACCGCCACGGACGCCUCAGCGGACGCUCGGGCUGGUGGUGGGCUCCUCUCCGCCCUGCUGGAGCAGGCCAGCCUGAGGCCCUCUGAGCUGGACUCGCACCCCGUCCGCUCCCACAUGAAGCACCUGCUGCGCUCCCUGGACCACCUGUGCCCCUUCGAGCCCGACGGCGCCCCCUGCAGGCCCGACUACGUGCGCAGCUUCCUGGACUACGUGAACACGCUGGCCUCCGUGCUGGUGCGCAGCGUGGCCACGGAGGACCAGGCCGGUGAGGUUAAACUGGGGAACCCCCUCCUGGUGCUCCUGCAGUCCCCUUCGCAGCUCCUGUCCCACCUGCUGUUUGAUCGACAGGUGUCCCCUGACAGGGUGUCGUCUCUGCUGCAGCAGGAGAGUUUGGGUCUGAGCGUGCAGCAGGUGAUCGUGCAGCGCUGCUGUGAGCUCCUGCCGGUGUGGGACACGCACGUUACGGGCGGGCGGGAGGGCGAGGGGCGGGCCGAGAGACGGGGCGAGGGGCGGGGCGAGGGGCGGGCGGGCGCCGGCGUGUUUGGGUUGUGUGGCCUCACAGCCCUGCUCCAGCAGCACGCCCAGGAGCACGUCCCCCUGCUGGGGCUCUCCGACCCCGCCCCCGAAUCCAACUCCGAUUCGGAGGCCUCUCCGGAAGAGUCCGCCACCGCGCCCCCAACGCCCACCUCCCCGUCAUCUCCUCUACCCUCCUCCUCUUCCUCCUCAUCCUCUUCCUCCUCCUCCUCCUCCUCCUCCUCUUUCUCCUUCCUCCUCACGCCCUCCGCGCUCUCCUUCCUCAAGUCGCGCUCCCCUCUCCUGGCCGCCCUCGCCUGCCUCAGCGCCUGUCGGGGCGGGGUCGCCCGGCCGACGUCCGGCUGGUCGGGGCUCCCCUCCUACUUCCGGGGGGUCCGGAAGGAGGCGGCGCUGGACGGCGAGCAGGUGGCCCGGGAGGGCGAGGCCUUGCUCCGGGACUUCCCCGUCCUGCUGGCCUACCUGCAGGCCAUGGCCGAGCCCGUGCUGGGCGCCCCCGGGGCCCCCGAGGACGGAGGGGCGGGGCUGGGGGCGGGGCUGGGCGUGGCCCUGUGCGGGAAGCCCCUGCUGGGCCUGCUGCUUUCGGGGCUGUACCGGCCCUCCACCCGGGCGCUGGUGGCCGACGCCUUCCAGCAGGCGCUGGCCUCCCAGGACCUGGACCGGGCGCUGGGCCUGCUGGAGCUGUACGGGCAGAACUGCAGCCAGGAGGGGGCGCUGCGGGACCGGCUGCUGGCCUGCGCUGCCCUGGAAGAGGGGGAGGGCAGCAUGGAGCAGCUGUUUCGGGUGCGGGACGCUGACCUGCGGGCGCGUGUGGCCCUGCGGGGCCUGGAGCGCUGGCCCCUGGGGGCCGCCCUGGAGCUGCUGCAGUUCUGCCUGAGCGACCCCAGCACGGAGGGGGCCCUGAGGGCCGAGCUGGAGCUCAGGAGGCAGGAGCUGGAGAUCUACAACCGGAUGCUGAACAUGAACAUACCGUUGCCCUGGACGACGUGGCAGGAGCUGAGGGCGGAUUCUAGGAGUGACAGCGAGACUGUGUUCUCCAUGAUGUUGGAAGCCAGUGAGUUUGAGCUGUGCGCGCAGUGGGAGCAGCUGUACCCGGUGUCUGCGCAGCUGAGGCUGCAGCUGCAGACCGAACACCUGCUUCACCUGCUGGAGAAGGGGCAGAGCGAGGAGGCCUUUCAGUUACUGGAGAACGUUCCGGACUCCGCCGUGGGCCUGGAGGUGUGCGAGCGCGCCCUCGACCGCCGCCCCGGCCUGGCGGCGUGUCACUUCCUGUCCGACUACCUGACCCUGCACUUCCAGAGCCGCGUGUCGCCGGCCCGGCGACGGCACAUCCACGCCCUGCACCUGGGCUCCAAGGUGCUGCUGACGUUGCCCACGGCGGCCCAGCAGGAUUAUUUCCCGCUGCUCUCGAACCCGCUGCUCAUGCUGGAGCAGCUGCUGAUGAACCUGAAGGUGGACUGGGCGGGCGUGGCCGUGCACACCCUGCGCAGCCUGCUGAUUGGCCAGGAGGCCAGCUUCAGCUGCGACGACAUCGACGCCCUGCUGUCCGGCUACGCCCGCAAGGCCCUGGACGUCCCCUAUGCCCCCCGGGAGAGAACCCGCUCCGACUCUGUCAUCAGCCUUCAGGACGCCCUGCUGCAGUGUCCCGCUCAGGAGAGCUGCCCCCCCUCCCCUCGAGUGGAAACGCCCCCCCUUCCUGCUUCGGCCGGCAGCACCCCCCAGCAUGCCCCGCCCGCUGCCUCGGGUUUGGCCGGCCGCAGGACCAGGUCUCCCGCCCAGUACAUCCCCCCCGAAAAACCCCCCCACCGCAAGGACUGGAUCCCCGACCACCAGCAGCCCGUUUGCAUGGUGUGCCUGCGGGAGAGGUUCACCAUGUUCAACAGGCGGCACCACUGCCGUCGCUGUGGGCGUCUCGUGUGCAAUGCCUGUUCUGAACACCGGAUGGCAGUAGAGGGGUGUGCUGAAGAGGCAGCACGCGUGUGUGACCAGUGCUACAGCUUCUUCCACCUAGAUGCUGAGGGGGAUGUGGAUCAGGCUGAAGUCGCUGGCAGCCCUGCGGUGGCUGAGGGGGCUUUUGGGGGGGUCCUGUGUCUGCCGGAGGUGGCCCAGCACCAGUACAAGCUCAGCUUGGACCCGGCCGAAAACCAGCAGCUGCUGUCCGAGUUCUACUACGAGCAGGCCCCGAGCGCGUCCCUCUGCAUCGCCAUCCUGUCGCUGCACAGCGACCACAGCGCGUGCGGGCGCCAGCUCAUCGCCCACUGCCGCGCGCUCUCCCGCGGCCUCACCAACCCCGAGGUGGACGCCCGGCUGCUCACCGACCUCAUGCGCCAGCUCCUCUUCAGCGCCAAGCUCAUGUUCGUCAAGGUGGGCCGCAACCAGGACCUGGCGCUGUGCGACAGCUACAUCAGCAAGGUGGACGUGCUGAAGAUCCUGGUGACGGCCAACUACAAGUACAUCCCCUCCCUGGACGACAUUCUGGAGCAGGCAGCGGUGACACGUCUGCGAAACCAGCUGCUGGAGGCGGAGUACUACCAGCUGGCCGUGGAGGUGUCCACUAAGAGCGGCCUGGACCCCGGAGGGGUGUGGCAGGCCUGGGGCAUGGCCUCCCUGAAGGCUGGGAACCUCAGUGUCGCACGCGAGAAGUUUUCCCGCUGCCUGAAGGCCCCUGUCGACCGGAACCAGCUGAGCCAGGGGCCCAGGCUGCUCCAGGAGAUCAUCCAGUACCUGGAGUCCACGGUCCGGCCCACACUGUCGCCGAACUGUGAGGAGGACGUCCUGGCCUCCCUGAGGGAGCUGGAGGAGGCCCUCUCGGACCCGGGCCCGACCGAGCGGCCCGAGGGGCGGGUCCAGCACAGCGCCCUCUACCAGGAGUGCCUGUACUACCUGCAGAACUACGGCACCCACCUGGGCCUGGUCAGCUUCUACAUGCGGCACGACAGCAUGAAGGAGGCUCUGUGCCACGUGCUCAGCAAGGAGUGUCCGGACGAGGUGUUCCUGGAGGGGGUGCUGCAGCCCAGCCUGGAGCGGGGCCGCCUGUGGGCCCUGCAGGGCCUGCUGGAGAGCCUGGACCCGGGGCUGGAGGGGUGCGGCCGCUACCUGAUGGCGUCGUGCCAGCAGCUGCAGCGACGCGGGCACUUCCGAACGCUGUACCAGCUGCAGCAGUUCAUGAUGGACCACGUGCGGGCGGCCAUGACGUGCAUCCGCUUCUUCGCGCACGGCGCCCAGUCCUACCUGCAGCUGGGGGAGCAGCAGCGCUGGCUGGCCCGGGCCAAGGAGCACCUGAGGACCUACCUGCAGGAGCAGCAGGGCCGGGGCGGCGGGCGCAAGCGCUCCCCCAGCUCCUUCCGCAAGAAGAUGUCCUCCAGCGACGUGUCCAGGCACAUCAACACCAUCGAGCUGCAGCUGGAGGUCACGCGCUUCCUGCAGCGAUGCGAAAGCUCCGCCUCCUCCCGUGGCUCCGCCUCCGCCGCCGCCGCGCUGCCGUCAGGCGGGACCCCCCCGCCCCCGACCCUGUUCGGGGGCAGCGGCGUGAAGAUCGACGUGGCCUGCAAGGUCAUGCUCGGGGGCAAGAAUAUCGAAGAGGGAUUUGGCAUAGCCUACAGAGUCAUACAGGACUUCCAGCUGGAGGCACUGUCGGUGUACACGCGUGUGGGGCAGCGGCUGGUGCGGCAGCGGCAGUUCGGCGGGGUGCGCCAGCUGCUGAAGUGCGUGGGCGAGUCGGGCACCGCCACCAAGAGCGACUGCGACAGCAUCGUGCUCAGCUGCGUCGCCGUCGCCGACAAGGGCCCCGCCGACGCCAAAGAGCUGGAGGGUCUGAUUCUGGAAUCGAAAAGCACAGACAAUAAGAUUAAGGCCUACCUGCUGUGCAGCAAGCUGCGUGCGGCCUACCUGCUGGCGGUGAAGCUGGAGCCGAGCGGGGCGGGGCCGCUGGUGCAGGAGAUCCUGCAGGCCGCCGAGGGCACGGGGGACUCCGUCAUGCAGGACAUCUGCCGCCAGUGGCUGUCCGAGCACCAGGACCGGGCGCCACGGCAACGGCAGGGGCGCGGCAGCGCCAGAUGACGCAGAGGUGGAAGGAGGGGGGGGGUGGGGGGUGUGAGUGUGGACAAUGGGACCCCCCCCCUGUGCUGCCAUGGAUUGUCAUGACUGGGUGGGUCAUGGGGGGGGGAUCAGUGUGUGUUCGUCUCCAUGACAACACUGCUACUCACCUGUACGACAAUGGGGGGGGGGGAGGCCCUUCCCGCUGGGACUGAAUCACCACCGUGCCAUCGCUGCCACCUGUGCAAACGCCCUACAGGUGCCGAACACUGUGCCACCUCUCAGGACUGGACGGGUAGUCCAGCGAGCUGUCCAGUGCUUCCUGUCGUUUCUCUGACAGAUCUAGAAGGGCGGUAAUUGUCAGACAGUCUCUUUGUUUGUUACGUUUUUUUGUCUGUUUUUUUUCUCCUUCCCCACCCUUUCCCAACUCCUUCUCCUACCUCAAUGAAAAAGGGAUUCUUACAUGGCCACUUUCACCCCUUUGGAAAGCGAGUCUCAGCUGCAGUAUGUUAUUGCGUGGAAUAGCUUCGACAUAGAUUUUUUCUGUCACCUCGCGUCACCUAAGCACUAGUCUGUUUUACUUCUGUGAGAAGCGCUCCCAGGACUAAAAACAUUACUGUUUUCAACACAGAGAUUUUGACUGAAACUGGGUCAUUGGGCGAAGGUGGUCGAAAAACCGCAUCUGCUACAUUGAAAGGGGUUUUGGGGGUUUUGACUUGGAGAUGUGUAAUAUUGCAUUAGCCAUUCGUGUUUUAUCUGUUAGUCUGCCUGCCAGUGUUCAUUUCCUGACAUCCUAGCCUUAUCAUCCUCACUGAUUGCUCUCUGAAAGGGAAGCUGGUCGCUAGUCCGGCUAGCGCCGUGGCAUUGGUGUGCUGUGAGGGCAAAGGUGCUGAGGAGGGUAAUGAAGUUUAGCCAUAUGACAUGGAUGUAAUAAGGGACACCUGCCCAUAUUGUAAGCUGAGGGUGAUUUUUU
Messenger RNA from Anguilla anguilla (European eel), 9018 nucleotides. It is a transcript of the gene zfyve26, whose product is annotated as zinc finger, FYVE domain containing 26. Gene Ontology annotation, cellular component: lysosomal membrane; centrosome; midbody. Gene Ontology annotation, molecular function: metal ion binding; phosphatidylinositol-3-phosphate binding. The record is from RefSeq and is a predicted model, not a curated record. Lineage: Eukaryota; Metazoa; Chordata; Actinopteri; Anguilliformes; Anguillidae. Bases 255 to 8069 code for a protein of 2604 amino acids. The transcript is spliced from 41 exons. Gene Ontology annotation, biological process: regulation of cytokinesis; double-strand break repair via homologous recombination; mitotic cytokinesis.